CUCACUUCACCCCCUUCUCAGAUCGACUUACCGGCCUCCUCUGUUUCGUUCGCGCCAUCACUCAACAACGAAACCAACGACGAACGAAACGACAGUGGAAUGGAAAAUCGUUAAUGGCGACUGAACAAGAUUACAUCAACGACUCUCUCUAAUGGAGAGGAGGAACUAGGUUAUUGUGGGACAAGACUGACAUGUGCUGUAAGAAAUGAGACCUGGGAAACAUAAUUAGAACUAAAUGGAUGCUUACAUUUGAAAGGAAUCAUCAUCAUCAUCUUGAGUUCUGGUUUUGCUAGAGGUCUGGUUUUCUGUGAAAGGAGGGAAGAGAAUCAUCAUACCAAUUUAUCUCACAGUGUUUAGCCUUAUUAUAGAUUUGAGUAAUGGCAUCUCAGAAUGAAGAGGAACAAACAGAGGAUUACCUAUUCAAAAUCGUAAUGCUUGGUGAUUCUGCGGUUGGAAAAUCAAAUUUACUUGCAAGAUUUGCUAGAGAUGAAUUUUACCAAAACUCGAAAUCAACCAUAGGUGUAGAGUUUCAGACACAAACACUGGAUAUAAAUGGGAAGGAAGUUAAGGCACAGAUAUGGGACACAGCUGGUCAAGAGAGGUUCAGGGCUGUUACAUCUGCAUAUUACAGAGGUGCAGUUGGUGCACUUCUAGUAUACGAUAUCAGUCGACAACAGACAUUUGAAAACAUCAGCCGAUGGCUCAACGAACUCCACACGCAUUCUGACAUGAACGUGGUAACAAUACUUGUUGGUAACAAAUCAGAUUUGAAAGAUUCUAGAGAAGUGGCAACAUCAGAAGGAAAAUCAUUAGCAGAGGCAGAAGGAUUGUUCUUCAUUGAAACAUCUGCUCUUGAUUCUUCAAAUGUUACUGCAGCUUUUCAAAUGGUGGUUAAAGAGAUUUGCAACAUAUUGACAAAGAAAGUUAUUCAAUCACAAGAACUGGAUAAACAAGAUCCUUCAUGGACAGGAGAUGGUAAAACUGUCAUUUUAAAAGGUGAAGGGUCAGAAGAUGCAUCAACUGUAGAAGCUAAAAAAGGUGGUGGGUGUUGUUAAUCGUUGAAUUAACCGAGUUUUUAUUUUUCUCUAUUUUUGUUUCCAUUUUUGUGGAUUUUUGUUUUAGUAGAUUCAUGGAGUUUUGGAAGCCCGAAGAGAGGUAAAUAUUUGACUUUUUACUUGGAUGAGAUUUUCAAAUAAAGGGUUGAACUAAUGCA
This is a messenger RNA of Impatiens glandulifera, 1213 nucleotides long. Its product is annotated as ras-related protein RABA5a-like. Gene Ontology annotation, cellular component: endosome. Gene Ontology annotation, molecular function: GTP binding; GTPase activity. The record is from RefSeq and is a predicted model, not a curated record. The coding region runs from base 378 to 1055 and encodes 225 amino acids. The transcript has 4 exons. NCBI's taxonomy places the organism in Eukaryota, Viridiplantae, Streptophyta, Magnoliopsida, Ericales, Balsaminaceae.